CUGCAGCGCCCCGGACAGAAGCCCAGGAGGCGGUUCCAGUGCUCACGGCCCGGCCACCUGCCCGCUCUCUCGCCGCGUCGCGCUCCCCGUGGCCAACAUGCUGCUGAAACUGGGUGGCCCCGCGCUGCCGCUGCUCCUGCCGCCGCUGCUGCUGCUGCUGCUGGGCGCCGGCGCGCACGCCGAGGUGCUGUUCCGCUGCCCGCCCUGCUCGCCCGAGCGCCUGGCCGCCUGCAGGACCCCGUCGUCCGGCACCGGGCGGCCCUGCGUCGAGCUGGUCCGCGAGCCGGGCUGCGGCUGCUGCUCCGUGUGCGCCCGCCUGGAGGGCGAGACGUGCGGCGUCUACACCCCGCGCUGCGCCCAGGGGCUGCGCUGCUAUCCCCACCCCGGCUCCGAGCUGCCCCUGCAGGCGCUGGUCCAGGGCGCCGGCACUUGCGAGAAGGGCCGCGACUCCGAUGGCACAGAGCAGGGUGCAGGAGACGGCGCCGUGAGGGCAUGCUCCAGGAAUCCCCAUGAUGCCUGGCCAAGAAGGGCUCCUUUGCGUGCAUCCAAGCACACACGUGUGCCUGUUUAUGAACCCGCGGACGAUGACUACCCUGAGGUUGAGGACGGGACCAUCGUGGGAGGUGGAGGCAGCGCCGGCCGGAAAGCCUUCACCGCGGGCAUGAAGGAGAUGGCUGUGCUGCGGGAGAAGGCCAACGACCAGCAUCGCCAAAUGGGCAAGGGUGGCAAGCACCCCCCCGGCCCGGAGGACUCCAAGAAGCUCCGGCCCCCAUCUCCCAGGACACCCUGCCAGCAGGAACUGGACCAGGUCCUGGAGCGUAUUGCCACCAUGCGCCUUCCGGAUGAGCGGGGCCCUCUGGAGCACCUCUAUUCCCUGCACAUCCCCAACUGUGACAAGACCGGCCUGUACAACCUCAAACAGUGCAAGAUGGCUGUGAACGGGCAGCGUGGGGAGUGCUGGUGCGUGAACCCCAACACCGGGAAGCUGCUUCAGGGAUCCCCUACAGUCCGUGGGGACCCGGAGUGUCAUCGCUACUACAAUGAGCGGAUGCAGUAAACCACAGCCAGCCAGUGCCUGGCACCCCACGCCCCCUCUCCAAACACAGAGAGGAGAAUGCUUGGGUGGUGGGUGGGGGAGGGCUCCCCAGGAGUUUGACACAUGUAUUUAUACUUGGAAAGAGACCAGCACUGAGCCUGGCACACCCGCUGCCUUGCCCCUCCCAGAAGGAGAGGUUGCACCCCCUUCUCAAAUCCCUGCUGGAAGGGGUGCCUGCAGAGGCAGAGCUGGGGUCCAGGUUUGGGAGGGGGAAGAAGAAAUCUUUAUUUUUGAACCCCCCCGAGUCUCUUGCUUAAGAAUAAAGAAAAGAAAAAUAAA
Molecule: messenger RNA, 1375 nt
Organism: Eptesicus fuscus (big brown bat)
Lineage: Eukaryota; Metazoa; Chordata; Mammalia; Chiroptera; Vespertilionidae
Gene: IGFBP2
Product: insulin like growth factor binding protein 2
Exons: 5
Coding region: 98-1057 (319 amino acids)
Biological process (GO): regulation of insulin-like growth factor receptor signaling pathway
Cellular component (GO): extracellular region
Molecular function (GO): insulin-like growth factor I binding; insulin-like growth factor II binding
Source: RefSeq, a predicted model, not a curated record